Bombina bombina (fire-bellied toad) is the source of this 2048-nucleotide messenger RNA. RefSeq names its product MYB proto-oncogene like 2 (gene MYBL2). The coding region runs from base 72 to 2048 and encodes 658 amino acids. Gene Ontology annotation, biological process: regulation of DNA-templated transcription. The transcript has 12 exons. The record is from RefSeq and is a predicted model, not a curated record. Gene Ontology annotation, cellular component: nucleus. Lineage: Eukaryota; Metazoa; Chordata; Amphibia; Anura; Bombinatoridae. Gene Ontology annotation, molecular function: RNA polymerase II cis-regulatory region sequence-specific DNA binding; DNA-binding transcription factor activity, RNA polymerase II-specific.
CGCAACUGGCGGGAGAUAGGAAAUAACAAUAACGCCCGAAUCUGCCGCCCAGAGGUUCCAGUGACCGAAAAAUGGCCCGGCGGGGCCGCAGUGAUGAAUUGGAGGACCUGCAGUAUCAAGACACAGAUUCUGAUGUUCAAGAGCAGAGAGAAAACAGAGUGAAAGUAAAGUGGACUGCAGAGGAGGAUGAGUAUCUGAAAGCCUUGGUUAAAAAAUACGGGCAAGGUGAAUGGAAGCUGAUUGCUAGUAAGCUAACUAACCGAACAGAGCAGCAAUGUCAGCACCGAUGGCUUAGAGUUCUGCAUCCUGACUUGGUGAAGGGACCUUGGACAAAGGAUGAAGAUGAAAAGGUCAUUGAAUUGGUGAAAAAAUAUGGCACUAAGCACUGGACAUUAAUUGCUAAGCAACUGAAAGGAAGAAUGGGAAAGCAGUGCCGCGAACGUUGGCACAACCACCUUAACCCAGAAGUGAAAAAGUCCUCUUGGACAGAAGAGGAGGACAGAAUCAUCUAUCAAGCACACAAAGUUUUAGGCAACCGCUGGGCAGAGAUUGCUAAAUUGCUGCCUGGGAGGACUGAUAAUGCUGUAAAGAAUCACUGGAACUCAACCAUCAAACGUAAAGUAGAGACAGGGGGCUUUCCAAAUGGUAAGAUGAGCAGCAUCUCUGGGGAACAUGAAGAAAAGGAUGACUCUGGGUAUCAGGCUGUAGAAGAGCAGGAUUGUGAGCAGUCUGUGGGCUCUAGUCAAGAGAAGACACUGCUUACAACAGAAAGUUCUUCAGAGUCCUCUAAAAUCUCUCCUGAGGUACCUCAUAUCAAAACAGAGCAACAGAGUGAGGGUGAGGAAGCUGCAAGUACAGGAUCCAGUCCUUUGUCUGCUUCUGUUUCAGUAGAUUCUUGUCCAGAUAGAUGGAUGGUGGAAUAUGUCAAUUUUUUGAUUCCUGGCUCCACAACUGGCAUCUGUGAGACCCUAGACAUAAUGGAAUCUGACCCUGAGCGCUGGUGUGAUCUGUCAAACUUUGACCUGGGUGAGGAGUCUGUGACCAGUGAGAUUGGCAGUCCUGCUCGUGUAUCUGCUGCAGAAAAACCCAAUACGCCUAAUGUCACAGAAUACAGACUGGAUGGACACACCCUCUCAGACUUAAGCAAAGGAAGCAAGGGAGAAUUGAUCCCGAUUUCACCUCGACCACAAGCUGGAUUUGGGACGCCCCCUUCUUUACUUAAGCUGCACAGAAAGAGGAAGAUCACGCUUUCACCUGUCACAGAGAAUGGAAUAGCUGGCAGUACUCCUGUUACAGAAGCAAACAGCAUGACCCCUAAAAGUACACCUGUCAAAUCCCUGCCAUUCUCUCCUUCACAGUUCUUGAAUUUCUGGUCCAAACAAGAUGCUUUGGAGCUGGAAAACCCCUCCCUGACAUCUACGCCGGUUUGUAGCCAGAAAGUGGUGGUAACCACUCCACUCCACCGGGAUAAGACGCCCCUGGGGCAGAAGAACGCAUUUAGAACUCCAAACAGUAAGCUUAUGGGAGACCAUGCACCUCAUACUCCAACGCCUUUUAAAAAUGCUCUUGAAAAGUUUGGUAGCCUUAAACCACUGCCUCCUACCCCACACUUGGAGGAGGAUUUGAAGGAAGUCCUUCGUAGUGAGUCUGGCAUUGAGUUAAUCAUUGUGGAUGAACCCAAACAUGAUAGACAGAGACGAAAACCUGUGCCAUAUUUAAUAUUUCCUCCAAAUCCCUUCAGUAUCUCACAAAGGAAACUAACCAGGAGUGAUAAAUAUGAAAAAUUACCACCAACAGCCCAGGAAGCUAUGAGCUCUUUUUUCAAGCAAGCUGAUAAACACAAACCUAAUAAAGACCCUGAUAUAAUGUCAACUUCUCAGGAUGAAAGCUCAUGUGAGGCCGCAGAUGUCGCAGUAGAGGUGCAGCCUAAAACUAAUGAAAUGGGAAAAGACGAUAUCAUCACAUAUAGCGCAAUGGAAGCCCUUAUAGAGCAGGUUAAGACUUGUAUUAAGAAUGAAUGUGCAGGCCUGAAAAAAAGACAUAUCUGA